AAUUGCGCCAGUCAGUGGUACUUCGGCUGGCGAUCGAUUCGAACGCAUUUUUCCUCCCUUUGGCGGGUCCGUGGAACCCCUUUCGGAUAACUUGUAAGUGAGUGACAAAUUUUGGCGGGUGCUAUCGCUCAGCGAUAACAACAUAGUUGGAAGCAAUAGCUGCGGAAGGUUCAACCGUAGUGAUUAUGCACCGACCUGAGGUGACACAAAUCAAUUUUAAUGCAGCUAGUGAAAAAUGCACUCUGUUCAGGUUGAUAACGGUGGAAAAUCUCAACAAAUGUAAUCACCAACAGUAGCGGAAUGCUACAAUACUCUAAAAGUAACGAGUGAUGUAAUUCAAUGUGAAGCCGGGUGAUUCAAACCAAAUCCAGUGCAUUUAUGAAUUGUUUUUGUUUUCUUCUGUGAUCGUGAUCCGUGUUGGAAAUAAAUCGACCGCCAAUAUUUUACCUCCUGCUUCGGUUAUCGACCGUUCUACUGCAAUUGCUUGCGUUAACCAGAAAAAAGCACGUCUCGAUCAGCAGUCACCGAAGGUAGCAGCGGCAGCGGCUUCAGCAGCCCUCUUUCAACGGAAACAUUUUCCGACUUGGAGCACCACCUCACGCCAUAAACGGAACUCGCCCAUUAGAAGCCGUUUUAUUUGCACGCGGUCGAAUGAUUCGACAGCAAAACAAACAAAAAAUGGGCAAUAUUUUCAUACUGCUGUUCGGGUUUUAUCUGAUAUAUCUGGACGAAGCAAAUGCGUCAUGGGGUACACCGGACAGCAACCAGUACCACAUCCAGACGGACGAGGGCCCCGAGAGGUAUUUCAGGUGUCAAACCGACAACGGACAGUUCAGGAAGGAGAAACGCCUACAGGAUGGCACAGUGAUUGGAACGGACGCCUGGAUCGACGCAUCGGGCUACCUUCGACAGAAGGAUUACAUCGCUGAUGACAAAGGCUAUCGGAUUUUGAAGUCCAAAACGGUGUAUGUAGGAAGAGACCUCCCUAUACAGGACGCGAUCAAGUCCGUUAAAAAUAGGCCAGCGGAUUCUGGAGUUCUUGUGUCCUCGAAUCCAGUGUACUCUCCACCACCGCAACCAAUUGCGGUGAAGACAACGACUCCAUCCCCGAUUCUUAGGCCAGUCACUCCAAGCGUCGUAAAAGCUGUUUUUAUUAGACCACAUUCGGAACCUGUUAAUACAAAUUAUCUGCCAGCUAACAUUCCAAACGAUCAAUACUUGCCGCCUGGCAGAUACUACCCAACCAAUACCCCAAGACCAAAUAUUUACGUCACCUCAAGCACCCCAUACUCGCCGCUGGCUGGCAAUGAUAUUUCAUCGACCCCAGUUGCCGUGUACGUGCAACAUUCAACACCUUCACCACCUGCCGAUCGUUCCGAAGCACAUCUACCUCCGCUAGUCAUCUAUAAUAGUGAUCCAAAACGGCCAAACGAAUACGACAACUCGACGCCACGACCAGAGGACCCCUCAUAUCAGUUUAAUCACAACUUACUGCCAGCGAAACCUCAGUUCACUCAGCGCUAUCCACCUUUAUACCGGAGACGAAUUCAGCCAGAGCGUAGACGUCCUCCGUACGUUGAGCCUAUCGAUGUAACAUCAGCGGCACCUUUCAUCGAACGGGCAACUCCCGCUCCAAAACCAUACGUUGUUCCAAUAUCCGAUAACAAUCUAGAUGCCCAAUCAAACUUCAAUCGGGACCUGCUGGAACCUCCAUCGAACUACGAUGGUUAUCAAACGAUCCGACGAGCCGAUAGCGUAUACGAUGGGGUGUCGGUAACCAACGAUGGUUUCCGUUACUAUCUACCUCGGCAGUAUCACGAAGAAGCCAACUCCGGUAGCGCCACCAGGGAGGGUAGUUUUGGUUACAUCGAUCCCUUCGGUAUCCGGCGAGUUGUGUACUACAACACCGGCCCUGGCAAAGGAUUCGUUCACCGAAAGAACAACCGAUUCGUGGGCUUCAACGCGACCCCGUACGACCCACGGCCGCUGUAGGAGGGGGAGCAACGCAAUAAGCUACCCACGAUAGUCAACCGCCACGUACUUACGCUUCGAUACAAUUAUUUAUUAACUGAUCACCCCUCUCCCUCGGCCCUCCCUUCCUUCGAUGAUAGUAUUAUUAGUAGAUGAACGAUUUUAACGCGCGGUGGUCACUACGAAAGGAUCUAUGAAGGCGAAGCUCGUUUUGUGCUUGCAUGAAACCGUGGGCGCUCUUCGUGACACUGAAUUAGAGCACCAUUUAACGAUUGUAUCAAAUUCGAAAUUAACUGCCGUACGCACCGGCUACCAAUGGCCGUUCACAUGCACUAACGAGGCAUGGCCCCGCAAAACUCCUCCGGGUGUGCUCACCUCAGGCGAAGUGCACGUUUUCAGUCUGAUGACUGUUGAGCUAUUUAGCAGACCCAUCAGACUCGUCACAUAUGUGGCGCCGACGCAAGAGAGGAGGCGGGAGAGCAAAUGCUGCGUUCGUUUUGCGCUAGUUGUGAUGAUAAAAUGUAUAAUUUCGAAGUAGCGCGUUCGGUUACUCCCACUCCAAAUAAUUCCAGUGCAGAGUUUUUGCUUUGAUGCGUAUUGCGCAAAUUAGUCAUACCUACGGAAUCGGAGCUCGAGCACUAUCCUCAAUUAGCCUUUCUUGACAGUCACUUAAUAAUCAAGGGCUUUGUUAGGCUGGGUAUAUAGUUUGAUUAUCGAUAUUAAAACCAUACAUAGCGUUGUGGGAAACGGGAGAACCAAUUAUAAUAAUUUAUAAGGCAGAUCAAAAUCACGUCUUUUUCAACCAUUCAGUUUCUCACACAAUCAGUGAGAAAGGUCGAGGCACAUUUUUUUUAAAUAUUUAUAUUACUUCCGUUCAGUCCAGGACAAAGGUGUUUCGAAUAGUUCGCCACCCGAACUAAGAGGUCACAACAAGACACAAGUCAAACAAGCUCUAAUGCCAGAGGGCACCUCAUAUGGAUGAAGUGAGAAACAUUGAUUCUUGUGAUACGAGAAUUUUGCUUUCGUUUUCGAUGCUCAAGGUGAGGGUUCUAUCCGAAACAUUAAAUAAGGAAUGUCAACCAUGAUUUUGUGAGGAUUGAUCUUGUGUUUGAAAAAUUCGUCAAAAAAUUUGACCUUAUCUUGAAUGUUAAAUUAUAAUGAAUGACCCGUACCCGUCUUCGAAAGGUACUGUUUGCACCCCUUCACUGGAGGCCAUUUCUGCUGGUGUGAACAAGACGAUUUCGACUAAAUUUGGGAAGCAUUUUUCAAUUAUUUAUACCCAAUAAAACCUUUGAGAGCAAAAUAUUCACGUUGUGUUGAUGUUUGGCAGUCACCAAAAAAGGAGACUUAGAGGAAGCGAGCGUUUGAUACAUAUUUUCGGAACCAGGUGAAGUGUUAGAAGCUUUGGUAUGUGUAGUCAAAGAAACUCCACUUUUCUGCUUCAUUUUCUAGUGUACCUUGUUAGAACAUUGGAUGAAUGCCAUUUAUCUGAUAUUCUAUCUGAUGCAACCUUUCGACAAGGAGCCCAACUUCUUUUAUUGAGAUUACCUGGGUUGAACCAUUGAGCCUAUUUUCUUCCCCGUUUCUAUCACUCUUCAAGUUGAAAAAUCGAAUGAUAGAUAUCAAAAUUUAUAUUAUCGCCUUCCAGGGCCCUUCUAAAACAAUAUACUUUUUCCAACAAACUGACUGGAUUCAUCGGAACAUUUCUUAAAAGCUGUAUUCAGGAAUUGCCUUCUGCUCACACAUCUGUUCACGGCUCCUACGAAACGGUAAUUUGAGUUUCUGAAAUUGGUAAAGGCACCCCCAUGUCUUGUCGCCAGUAAUUAUACGUUGGAUGAACGUUACAUCGAAAUUUGAUCGUUCAGGCAUGUCAUGUCACUUGAUCAUGAUCUUUUUUUUUUAAAUUGACCUCAUUUGGCACUAGUCGUGCUGUGUCUUUUGUCAUGCCCAAAAUAUCAACCAAAAUAUGACGCACGUUCCCGUGAGAGAUAUUUAGUUUAUGGGCUAGUUCUCUUAAACUUAAAUGACGAUUUCCGAGCAUCAUUCUAUUUAUUUUGUCGACGUUUUCAUCAGUUGAAGAUGUGGAUGGUCGUCCUUGGCGUGGUAAAUCAAUCGCAAUCGGCGAGCAAAAAAAGUUAACUUGUUCUUAAUUGCUCUGUAAACAAACUAAAUGGCACUUAAAGUUGAUAUUAAGACCGCUAACAGUAGUACCAACGUAUAAAAAUUGAAAAAUGUUCAGCAGGAAGAAUAAAAAUUACAAAUUCCCGGAAUAUAUUUGACAGAAUGUAGUUUAUAUAAUCACAAUCUCAACACGUCUGGCGUUCCACAGAGAAGCAACUUGAGACCGCUACUGCUUGUCAUUUUUUUCAAUGAAGCUGAAACUUCACUCGUUUAUAGGUGCAAGCUCACAUACGCCGAUGGUCUAAAGAUCAAUAUGGUGGUAGACUGAUUUGCACAUUGUUCUCACCUACAAGAUACUCGAAAAGUUUGUUUACUGGUGUCGCUAGGAACAAACUUGUCAUCAGCAUGUCAAAAUGUCAGGUUAUGUUCCUCCAUCGUUCGUAUAAUCCUUUUUAAUUACCAAUCCUGAACCGAGUGCAUCAAGUGAUGGAUCUUGGUGUUGUGUUGGAUAUAAAGCUUUCAAUUGAAUCGCACAGCGCAUCAGUUAUCUCGAAGUCAGGGUUUAUUUAUUAUGAGGCAAUAGAACAAGUUGCCACUGGAACCAGCGAAGUCGACGGAAAACGUUAAUGCAAACUUAUAGCCUUGGAAAAGACUGUUUUGGUAGGAAGGGCUUGGCAAAUUGCGCAAAUAAAACACGUGUGUGGCAAUUCAGCUUGUUUUUUUUAUCUUCACUAUAUAGAGUUCUGGUACGGAAUGAAUUCUUCUAAAAAAUGCUCUUCUAUUCAUACCAAUCUGGAUUAGUAAUUUCACCCGUCGAUGCUGAUGUUUGUGUUGGAGAGACGGUACUAUCUCUAUUGCUCCAUCCAUAUUGCGUUUUUUGCAACAUACAGUGGAAUACAGGUAAUCUCAAGAUCAUCUUCUCGCUGUUGCUUGCGACCCUGGUUUCAUUCCGAAUGAUCCCGGAGUUGAUACGACAAUCGGUAGGAUACAGGUUUUAACCCCUGGGCGAUCGUAGAUUGCGCCGGGUGGUACUCGAACGCGUAGAAUGUGUAUCAGGCGAUCAGGCUAUGCACACUAAGUCAGCUAUAUAGUCUUUGAUUGGCGACGCUAAUUUGUUUCUCACGGAAACUUUCUGUUUGAGAGGCCCGCAGAAAUCCACUCCGGUGUUUGAAAAGACUCUGGCAGGAGCAAUGCGGACGGCAGUCAAUUGAUCUAACAACUGAUUUUCGGGGCGAGUAUGGAAGCCUCGAAGCCUCGUAUGAAGUUGUGGAUGUGUUUCCGUAUCAUGUUACGGACAUUUAAUGGUCAGAAGCGUUCACGGAUGUGUGCGAUUGAAGGUUUCCCAUGAACUUAUUUGAUAAGCAGUGUAGUAAAAUGAUGAGGUGCUGGUAGUUUCGUCCAAAUCAAUACGUGAAGUGGUUCAACUAGCCACCAACUCGAAGUGUACCAUUUUGGAUAAAGGAAUUCAACGAUCUAUUGAAGACUUAUUCAAAUUAAUUUGCUGGUUUUUAUGGACGAGUGUAAUCUUGAGUACUUGAAAGUUUCACUUUUAGAAGAAGAAGUUUCUACAAUGGCAAGAAGCACUUGAUAUGGGAAGUGUCGUCUGGAGUAUAAAUUGGACGUACAACCGCUGCCAACUUCAUGGUUUUUGGACGAUUUCGGAGACUACUUGUGUUGGAUCAAACUGGGCGAAGUUAUUAUUCCAAACUGAUGAAUCAGAUAAUAACCAAGACUGAUCUUUCCACAACAAUGCAACAUUGCACCACAAGGGAUUCUCAACACCAGCCACAUGCCUUCAAACGUUCCCUUACGUCAAUCUUUGUAUUUCGGCGAUUCGAUUAGCUACGAAAAUCUGGUACUUCGAUGGAGAAUUAACAAUCCAAUGAAGAGUGAAUCAAGUCAUUUGUUGGAUUUCGGUAACUGUUGCAUAAUGGAUACUUCUUACAGAAGUCAUCCCACUCGGGUUGUUCAGUAGAUGCUGCUAAUGGUAAUUGAUUCGUGAAUCAUUUUUGCCCUUCCUCUUGAAGAAAAAAAAUAGCAACUAAGGCAGCAGUCUUUUUCGAAGCUGACUAUUGCCACAGACGAUUAUAUAUUUGUUUCACCACCACCACCAUUACCUUUGACGUAGAAUUAAAAAUAGCAGUGCGUACGUGUGAUUCAAUAAUACACAAACACUCCCCGCCGACUCGGUGCUUCUUUUCAUCAUUUAACCUCGGCUUUGAAAAAAAAAUGAAAAAAGACAGGUGGAUAAUGUAUGGGACAUAACCGAAGAGACGUCGGAAUACACCAAAGGCUGUUUUGAUUUGUUUUGUUGUUUUAAUUCCAUUCAGUGGGGUAGCGUGACCGGGCGACACACGGGUCGGGUCACUAGGGUGUCACCCCUCCAAACUUAUCCAAACAUCAAAAGUAUUUAUUAUACUAUUAGAUAGGACGAACAAGAAAUCACAAAAUCUUCACGCGUUGGUCCCUGGAACUGACAGUUACAAAAGAGAAUAAAUAAAAUAUUGUUUAGUUUUGGAUGUCGAAAUGUGACUCAAUUAAAUCUUAUCAAAUAAAUAUCUUUGGAAGCUGUGACCGACACUGAUAUUGUACAAAUGCUUCCCGUUAAGGGCGCUUUCGCUCUCUUGUUGCGGGCUCAAUGAAUGCGCAGCAAUAACGAUACUGAUUUAAAUAGGGCUCAACGUGAUAAACAUAUAUGUGCCAUCAUUGAUCGCAAAUAUUUGAUUGAUUUCAACUCUGAUAAGCCUCACCACAAGAUGCUUAAAAACGUACACGGUUAGAAAUCGUUUCAAAUUAACUGUAAAAUUUGGAACCGAUUCAUGAUCCCACUUCAUGAUGAACUGUAAACCCACCCAAUGCAAUCUCAUUAAUGACAUCAUUAGAACUAAUUCCAGCGGUCUUCAAAUGAAUACGGGGUCCUGGUAUCUCUAGCAAAAGCUGCCUUUCCGAAACUUUGUAGUUGCCAGUUUGUCAAAUCCACUUUUUCUGUUCGUUGUCAGGUACUCAAAACGUGUGUCGAGCUUGAAUUGCUUAAAAAUGUCGGCUUCUUUAGGCGAUUUCAACCGUUCCUGUAAUUCCCGAUGAAAAUUAUCAAUGCACUUCAACAUUCCCUUUUCCAUCGUUGGACCGGGUGCGGAAGAUCUUUCGCCUGGUUUGUUCAUUUUAUCUUAUUUAGCUAUCUAGAAGUAUCUUAUGAGUUCUCCUUUCAGUAGCAAAUUUUUAAUCAAUGCAUUUGAUAAAACCCUUUGAUGGCCAUUUCGACUAGACUCUUCCUUGCGGUACAGCGCAUCAAAAGUACAGAUAACACAGAAGUAUGAGGUCAUAAACAUCUGGUAAGAAGGACCGUGCACUUGAUUCAGUAUUUGAGUCGCACAAUACUCUGGUGGCUGUGAUCAUUCCAUAAAUUGGUUUCUCAGCAAUAUAAUGAGCACUCCAUCGAGUUUGCGACAAUCUUUUAACAACACACCUGUGUGGCUCAGAAACGAGUAAAUAGAUUAAACAGCUCUAAUGAUCUCACACAUUGUAGAUUCUUAGCGAAAUCAUGUUGUCCUCAUAAACCCAAAGAUCUGUCCAUAAACCCUAUGGAUACGGCUUUUUUGCUUUGCUUUCUCAACAAAAACUGGACUUCUUGAUUCGAUCUUGACAUGGUUGGAACGGUCGAUAGCCUGCGAACGGGAAUUUCAUGAAAACUAAACCCUAACCUUCCAAUUGAUGAAGGAUGUCUUUAUUCAAAUCUGCAGCUAUCCCCACCUAAAACGAAUAAACUAGGAGUGGGUUUUAUCUGUGAUAUAACCGCUAGGUUAACGUAGGACUGCUAUUGGCAUAGUAAUAAUUUGUUUGAUGUUGCAUCUAAAUCAAUUCUCAAAAAAUCACGGCACGGCUCUGUUCAUCACGGCAGUAACAGAGAAACUGACAGAGGUUGGCCAGCCGAAGCUAUCGCUUUUUAUAAUGAUUUAAAAAAUUUGCUUUCGAAGCAGUUUUGAGUUAUUGAAACAAGUUUUAUGGGCAAUAAAUAAAAAAAACAUCUCUUGUACCUUGUUUACCUUUAUCUUUCGAAUAAUGUUGUUUUAAUACCGUUCAUCCGGGAGAGAGAGAGAUAUACGCUCAAAACUUUGUACUUUGAACGUAACCCCCUCGUUCUCGAGACUUUAAACUUACGCCCCAGUACAGAAAUGAAAGAUAUAUUUUGUAGUAUGAGAACAUAAAAAAUACCAAGAAAGAUUCUAUAACAUGGACUUUUCCAUUGUGACUUGUUUUGUUAGAUAAUUUUAUUUAUUUAUCUAUUUACUAUGACUCUACAUCCCAUUGAGAUUAGAUCUGAUUUACUACUCUUCUCCAAAAAACCCGAUCCAUGGCUGCAGUUCUCCAGCUUCCGGCUGCCCCGAUUCUUGCCAAGUGCUGGUCCCUGGUCCCUGGUCCAAUCACCUCGCUCGCUGGGCUUCUCCCUUCUUGUUCCUGCCGGAUUCGAUGCGAACACCAUCUUUGCAGGGCUGCUGUCCGGCAAUCAUGCAACAUGCAUUGUUAGAUAAUACCAUAAGUAAUAACCGGCUACCUUCAUUCAAAAUCAUGAUUUUUUUUCAAUAUAAUAUACUUGUCAUGGUCGUGGAUGUCACCCCUCUAAGGGCACCCGGGGCGGACCACUGAGUGGAUAAUUUAUACCCUUCGCUCGUGCAACGUAAAAUGGGCGAACUCGUAUUUCAAAUCAAAAGAGAGAAACAGCAAACAUAUUCCAUAGCACAGCCUUUUAUUUUAUACAAACAACCCAUAUUCAAUUACACGGAAAACUUCCAAUACGCGACGCGAGCAAUCGGCACAGCAGGGAUAUUCUCAAAUUACCUUUCAGCUCUAACACAUGAUGUUAGCUGAUCGCUAUCUAGAGUGUAACUAUUUUUCGAAUUGAUAGAUCAACCAACUUAUACUUUCCGCUAUGUUUCUCGAUGCAACGUGACAUCGAAGAAAGAUACCAUAACAAAAUCAAUCCAUUAAUUGAACAAAAAAAUGUUCAAAAUGUUACACGAUUUCGCUAUCUCCAGACUAGGAUUUGCGAGUUAUGAGUGUUUAAAAUUAUUUUCUUAUUUCUGCUUCCAUCUGCCACAACGUUUCUUAAGAACUGAACGAAUCCUAACAGAACCUUCACCAAUGAAAACCAAUGGAAAAGGACAGCUUUCCAAACAAUCCGGAAAAAAUUAUCCUUUUUGAAACUAUGAUUUUUGAAAUCGAAGUGUUCAAUUUCGCAUGCAGAAAGAGCUUCGCAGCUGUUCAUGUGGACAGUUUCGACAGUGCAAGAAAAAAUUAAAGUUUCGAUUCGCUCUGAAAAUUACGAAUAGAAAUUUCGCGCUAGGGUGCAGAACAAAACGAAUGAACGUGAAGCGAAAGGACCGUGCACGAAGGAGAAAAGAUAUCUUUACGGUGAACGCGAAAAGAGAGUGACAAUAUAUUUAACCAGCGUUGAUAAACUGCGACUUGAAAUUCAGUAAGUGCAAUGAUGAUUGACGAUUUGUCAAUGAUUGCGAAUCUCGAAUAUUUAGACGUGUUAAAGAUAUGUUAUUCAGCUCCUCCUGAUUAUUCUCGUAAAAAAUUUUCACGCUUGAUCUUAUUUAUUAUGCCGGAUUCAAAACAGACCUAAAGCAGAAUCACGAAAUCAAGUAUUAAUCUAAAUAUACGGAAAACUGUUUAAAAUUUUUAAUUUAGUAAAUUUACAACAUCAAAAACAAACGCAAAAUAAUCACAAACGUGUGUAAAUGUUGGUAUCGACUUCCGUCAUUGAUGACAGAACUCUUCCCAGUCUACUAAAUAAAACAUUCUAAUUAUACUUGUGUACAGCAAUAAGAUAUUUUGCUCGACUUGAAAGUGACUGGAGCCAAGAUGAAUGAGUUGUUCGUCUCGUCAGAUGAAUUAUUCGUCUCGUCAUAUGGGCUGCAGCAUCUACUGGGUUCUUUUUGUCGAAAAUAUUCCAGUUGCUUCAAAUAAUCAAUCCCAAUUUCGACAAGUAAUUGCAAAAACGUUGAAAAUUAUAGCCAAUCUUUCAUUUAUGAAUUUUGGAAUGAAAACACUAAUAGAAAAUAUUUUUUUAUUAAUACUUUUUUAAUUAGGACAAUUUAUCAGAAUAAGAUUCUUUUCAAUUUCAACACUCAAAUUCUGCAUAGUGAAAGGGGUGAAUAUUAAAGUUUGUUUCAUCGGCAUUUUUUCAUCGAUCAUAAAUAUUGCUCGGAGUCUGACCCGGAUAGAAUGUUAUUCAAUAUUCCAAUACAACAACUCAACCUUAAUCGAUGUCCCAAAACAGCAACUUAUUUCCGUUAGUCACUGUUGGGAGUUUUCUCUUCUAUUCGUCAUUCUACCAAAUACAAAAUAGUUGUGACUCAUAACAUCAUCUUAUUGAUUUUCUUUUGAUUUCCGACAGAGAGAUUCCCCACGCUUUCGCUUUCGCCUAAUUGGGACCUUUUUAGGCAAACGUUGCUCCCGACGAUGGCGUCGUUCAAAACCGGUAAUAUAGCGUUGUUUUGCGUGCGAACUUUCCUGGCAUCCCAUUUGUUUAAUUGCAUUUUGUUGAGUUCGCUUGAGCGCACUCACCGUCACUGUCUCUGUUACCUUUACGAACUCAGGGAGCGUUGUUCCCUAAUGUUUAUUUCCGUUGGAUCCUACCCAAUUCCGUGAGAAUCGCGCAAACCAUCCUUAAAUUCUGAACACAAUUAAAUUGUAGUUCAAUAGUCCAUCUGAACGAAUAAUAAUUGCUGAAGACGAAACAGCUACAACUUUGCUCGCUCCCAAUUCUUUGGUAUGACUAAUUCACGUAUUUCCAUCAUUCUCAAAAUUGUAGCUCCAGAGCUACAAAGCUCGAACCGAUUCUGCCCCAUUCCGCAAAAAUUGCCAUAAUUUUAAGUUUUAUGUUUUAACAUCAUUUCAGUAGUUUGUAAGUGGUACCAGCAAUUGUCACUAGCAAUUGUCUUACUCUAAAAAAAAAGAGAAAAGAAGGAAUCAAAUCACAAACUAAUUGCCAUAUUCGUAGGAUUGAAUUCACUAUCUAACCAUUGUAAUACAUUUAGACUCGUUCCGCGCGAGGUGUUCUUGGGUUCUUUGCUAAUAGCUAUACAUUUGCUCCGUUGAAAUCGAAUCGAAAACCCCAUCCAUCCUCCCAUCGCACUCAUGUGCUCAUGAAAAAUGUAUUUCCGUUGCAGAGAACCCCACUUGGCCCCUCGGCCACCGCAAAUGGAUCGGAAACGUAGCGAACUUGUUUCUCAUAUUGUCAAGUUUUAUUUUGUUUUUUCUUCCCUUGAAGGCUAAUCACAAAUUCAAGCGCUAUUUAUAACCAUUACCAGUAAGCAACGAUAUGACUGCAUGACAUACCUACAUUGUAAAUAGACUUAGAGACACAGAUCGGGCAGUACGCGAUUUCGAUCAAGAUAAAACUAAUCGAGAGUGGAAAGUUUCAAAACUA
Molecule: messenger RNA, 11527 nt
Organism: Toxorhynchites rutilus septentrionalis
Lineage: Eukaryota; Metazoa; Arthropoda; Insecta; Diptera; Culicidae
Exons: 4
Coding region: 652-1992 (446 amino acids)
Cellular component (GO): chitin-based extracellular matrix
Molecular function (GO): structural constituent of chitin-based larval cuticle
Source: RefSeq, a predicted model, not a curated record